Messenger RNA from Pisolithus orientalis, 1650 nucleotides. Its product is annotated as aspartic peptidase domain-containing protein. NCBI's taxonomy places the organism in Eukaryota, Fungi, Basidiomycota, Agaricomycetes, Boletales, Pisolithaceae. The transcript is spliced from 6 exons. Gene Ontology annotation, biological process: proteolysis. Gene Ontology annotation, molecular function: aspartic-type endopeptidase activity. The coding region runs from base 1 to 1650 and encodes 549 amino acids. The record is from RefSeq and is a predicted model, not a curated record.
AUGCAUUCCGUUCUGCUGCGUUCUCUUGUUUGUUCUUUAUGUUCGUUUUCGGCUUUCGCUCUCAAGAUCCCCUUCUCAACCCGCACUUCCCCACAAACCCGUGGUCUUCCCCAUGCCCAUGUGGCACGACAGUCAUCGUCUAGCCAUGUUCUUCCUGUAGGAAAUACGCAAAACUCAUUCUACUACACUAAUAUCACUCUGGGCGGCCAAACGAUAUCUGUCAUGCUGGAUACUGGAAGCUCGGAUUUGUGGGUGACUGGUUCCGUGCCCAAUGCUCAAGACACCGGUAAAUCCUUGACACUAUCCUACGCCGUUGGAAAUGCUGCUGGCGACGUGUAUACCGCCCCAUUCUCCAUGGCUGGUUACAGCGUAGACGACCAAGCAUUCCUUCUGGUCGCAAACACAUCGACCUUCUCAACAAACAUCCAUUCUGAGGGCUACGACGGUCUCAUCGGACUUGGUCCCAAUUCUGGUUCCGCUAUUUACAAGAAACUUGACGGUGACGCGGGAAACAACGCAAUCAACCGAAUAUUUGAGCAAAACUCAUCUUCAAUAGACGACUACAUCACUCUCAUGCUUAGUCGCCGCAAUGAUCCAAGUAGCAACAUCACAGGUCAAUUUACCAUUUCGGAGCUCGUCCCAGGUUACGAGAACGUAACCUCCAUGCCUCAGCUGGCGGUGGAGAUGGUAUACGAGGUCACUGAUCAAGACCAACACUGGCAGGUAUUGACGGACAAGAGUGUGGGUGUGAUUGGACCAGAUGGACAACCAAUAACAAUCAGCUCUAUCGUGCCGAAGGCGCCGAGUGGUCAAUUGGUUGCCGUCCUUGACUCUGGUUUCACGCUACCACAAGUCCCUCGCUCGAUGUCAGAUGCCAUUUACGGACGCGUACAGGGUGCCGAAUGGUCCACUUCCCAGCAAGCUUGGCUAGUACCGUGCGGCCAACUGAUCAAUCUGACAUUCACAUUUGGUGGGAUUUCGUAUCCGAUCCAUCCCCUAGAUGUAUCUUCCAGUGAUUUCGGAGUCACGUUUUCCAAUGGAAAUCCUGCUUGCCUUGGAACUUUCCAACCCAUCAGUUCGGCGUUCAGUUUGCUGGGUGAAUACGACAUGAUUCUUGGCAUGGCAUUCUUACGUAACAUCUACACGCUCAUCAAUUAUGGAAACCUCGUCAAGGACGGAUCUAACUCCAAUAAACCCUAUAUCCAAAUGCUACCCCUCACGGACCAAGCGACCGCCGUAAACGACUUCAUUGAAACACGGACUGGUGGCCAAAACCUCAUCAAUUCACCUCAGUAUACUCUCUUGCCUUCCUCACAGGAGCAGCACUCUCCGGAGACGGCUGAGGAGAAGAAACAGCAAUAUGAAGAGAAAGUUCUGAGUCGAUGGCCAUAUAUCCUCGUUGGCUGUCUUGCGUUCGUGUCUAUGUUGGCCGGGUGCUGUGUGUGGAGAUGCUGCAAGCGUAGGCGCAUGAGAAAAAUGGCAGCACGGCAGAAGCAAGGGGUCAACCCUCCGGACACCGACGGAAACGGUCCAUAUUCACAACUUCACGAUUCCAACAGCACUGCAACCCUGGUCAUGCAGCCGAUGCGAGCGUCUACUCUCGAAUUCAAGGAAGAAUACGGCAAGGACGCUUUCUCACGGAGUCCAUGA